Messenger RNA from Vitrella brassicaformis, 2977 nucleotides. NCBI's taxonomy places the organism in Eukaryota, Vitrellaceae. The record is from the annotation of a GenBank genome assembly.
GGGUUGAUGCAUAACAAACGUGGAUAACAAACGUGGAUUGGAUCCUUCAAGUAGCUCUCGUAUGUUUGUCCCCUAGUGGACCCCCAGCGUGCAGGACGCACGGACCACGCCCAACACGCUCACACAAAUGUCUGCCUGCCUGCCUGUACCUACCUGCCGACACGAGCUAGUCCCAACCAAUGAACGAACGGACGGACGAACCUACCGUCUUCCCAGGGCUGACUCUUGGCCCACACCCAACCCAAACCACACACUCAUUCACACACAUGCACACACGCGGAUCGAUCUGACCCGUCUGGCACCCAACCAAUCGACUCUCACUCACCACAGCGCACAAGCGACAACCGACUGUCCGUGGACGCGCUUACGGACUAGUCUAAGAAGACGAAAGACCAACAACCAUCUCGACCUUACUGACUGCAUUGAUGCACUGCCUCACGGAAGAAAAAAGAACACACACACACACACAUUGAUGUGCCCAUUCGUAUGUGUCUGCGGUACAAUUCCUGGAAAAAGUACGAGGCACCACCAGAGGGGGCAAAAGAAGUGAGCGACUCAAUUGUCCGCUUCCACACCCCCCUGGACAAUGUCAUAGCUCUCGUCGGUAAAGUCAUCUUGCCACCUGACACGACCACGACGCAGACAAACACACGUCAGUGCAGUGUGUGUAUGGAUGCGAUGCAGCAACUGGCUGCCGUCCGCCCAUCAUGCCCUGCGUGUUGCGUACAUGACGGGCGGCUUCUUGCCCUGAAGGCCCGUGUGCACAGACGUGUACGUAUGGUUCCUCAUGUCCGCGAGGCAGUGGCUGAUUUUGUCCGCGUACCAUGCCUGACAUGCAGCCCGCACACACGAAAGAAUAUGAUCAUCUCUCUCGAGUGAUGCUGCGACCACGGGUGGGUCCGUCGGCCGGCCCUCACCCGCAGCUGCUCGCCCUGUUCCCACACUUUGGCGGGCGUCGAUGGGUAGUCUGGCAAGGAAGAGACCAAGUCCGCCACAUACGCAAACUGACACACCGCCACAGCAAACUUGAUUGUCCCGCCUCUCGCAUACAUGUACCAGUGCACUGGUUGACCUGGAAGGACAUGAAGGAGUUGGCGUCCUUAAUCUCAGUCGCCUUCUUCUGCAGCCACGUCUGGAUGUCCUUUUCCUGCUCGGCCGCACUGGGCACUUUGAUGCGGCCCACAACGAUGUCACGAGCGUAGUGCGCCUGGGAGCAAGCACCACAGGACAGACAGACUCAGAUAAUUGGUGUGGAUGUGGGUGUGGGUGUUGCUUUGGUUGACAAGAGGUGAGUGCAGUUUACCUGCACGUCGAUCAUCGGGAGGGAGAAUGCCUGGUCCUGAGCGCCGAUGUAGAAGAGCUGGUUGUUCUUCUGCCACACGAUACCCUGAAUGUCAACCACCGAGGGAAAUCGACUGACUCUUGUCGAUUGGGUACCCUAGCCUCUGUGACGCACCUUGUAGAGAUUGGGAGGGUAGAGAUCGUUCGCCGCUUCCAGCCUCAGGGGCUCGGGCAAGAACGGAUAAUGGUGCAAGUAGCCUACGAGAACAGGAGAUAGAUACAUACCGGGACAGCAAUUUGUCGUUUCCGGGUGUGCGGUUAUUGCCGCAGCGCCUCCCUCCUCCGUACCCGUGCAGAGGAUGAUGGUGUCAGGUUGGAGGGUCGAUCCAUCGAUGAAGUGCACAGUCUGGCCCUCAACGCGCUGUACAUUCGGCCUUUCGUCGAUGUUAGCCGGCCAUAUAUUCUCACUCCUCUGCGUGCGAUAGCACACCGUCGCGCCUAAGACCAAUUGUAUGUGUAGUGAUGCGCUGCGCCAUAUUCUGUGUCGCCUCCCCCUCCUCCCCUUCUGCCCACCUGUCGCGCCGUACUUGACGCAGGUGAUAGCGAUGUCUUCGCCCGAGUAGUGAUUCCCAACGCACAGAACAUGCUGCCCCUUCAUCUCCUUGGCGUCCUUGAAAUCCUUGCUGUGCAGCACCUUGCCCGGGAAGCUCUGCAGGCCCUCUAUCUUGGGGAGGCAUGGGAACCAGUAGUGACCUGCACACAGACACAAACCAGGCAGUGCACACCGACACCAAACGAACCAGAGCACACCAAACCUCUGUCUUGGUGUUGUCGAUAAAGCAAGCGUGUAUGUGUGACCUACCUGUGCACACGAAGAGGAAGUCGGCCGUGUCUAUGGUGGUCGAUCCGGCGGCGAGGUCAUGGAUCUUGACACGAAACUGACGAGUGGCCGCAUCGUAGGUCACGUCUUGAACUUGAUGCCUGAACUUAAUGAAAUGUCGAACUCGUUUCUUCUCGGCCCGUGCAGCGAUGUAGUCGGCCAUCUCUUUGCGCUUCAUGUAUGACGGCGAGGGGCCGCCGUAGUGCUCCAGGAACGUGUAGGUUGGCAGCUCCUGGAUCUCCUUCGCCACCUGACCCCAGAUACCAGCCAACAAACCAACCAUAAAGAGCCGAUUCGCACGUAUUGCAUCGGUUUGGUGACGCAAUAAAUCCCUCUCUCCCUCCGUCCCUUCCGCCCCGGAUCACUCACGUUGGUCCACAUGUACCUAAGGGACAAAAUCAAUGACUGUGGGGCAGGGCGUUUGCAUGACGAGUAGCUGCGUGGACUCACUUGUACUGCGCCGAGUGGCCGCCCUUUUCUGUCAAUCGUCAUUGCCCCCCCCAAUCCUGCAGCCAACCCGCACACACACAACCAACCACUUGAGAGCAUGCCCUCGCAUGUAUAGGUCGCCUACCUCCUGCCUUUCGUAUGCGACGAGAUUGGCGACUCCCAGGUCGGCAGACAUCGCGAGAGGGGCGCUGAGAUCUGCAAAUGCCGAGAGGACGGCAGUGCCUGAUGGGCCAGCACCUAUGACGAGGACCCUCGUGCUCAUUUCACAACCAAGGAGGGACCCUCGUGCAGCGUGAUUUCGACUGAAUGGAGUAUAAGCGGUGUGAAGCACGCCAACAGAUAGAUCUACUCACCCAGAGAAGUGAU